AUGGAUUCAAAAAGUAGAACAAAAAUUGAUUUGGCAGACGAUGAAGAAGAACACGAAGCCUUUAUUCUGUUCGCAUUAGACCAUCAUUGGAAAGUGAAGGAAAGUAAGAAGCAUUUCAAUCGUUUACAAGUAAAAGAAGAAUUGAGAGAGUUAUGGAAUCAAGCUUCGGAACAAGUUAAAAAUCAUUAUUACUUGAUGGUUUUAGCAGGUAAGAAUAAUGACAACAAAGAAACGGCUUAUCCAAGGUCCGACGACAAAAAGCAUUCAUUAAGCGAACAACCUGAAGAACUGGCCAGUGGGACCAAGAAAAGAAAGCUCUCAGAGAAUGAUGCAAAUGAUGAGGUUGUGGAGACUCUUGUGUUCUGUGAUGAUAUUUUGAAAGAAAUCCUUCUAUUUUUGGAUGCUCCUGAUUUUGUGAAUUCUCAACCAUGGUUGGUGUGCAAACAAUGGAAUCAACUCUUUUUCAAGAACGAAAUGAACUUUGCACAACUCUAUUAUCAUUCGUAUUUUAAUUUGAAUGAACACCAAAAGAACAGUUUGCAUCGAAUGUUGAAAACAAAAAGCAUCAACUACAAGAAGGCCUUUUCAAUGUUGUUAAAUUGCUUCCAAGAUGAUUUCUCACGCCAUCAUGAACGCUUAUUGAGAACAUAUGAAACUACCAAAAAUCCAGAUCUCUUAACCCAAAUGAAAGAGCAUGUGGAAAAGGAACAGUACUUUACAAGCCCGAAAUCCUCGAGAGAAAUGACGACUAUACCAUUACCUAGAUACGCAAAGAUACGAAAAGGAUUUCUUUCUCACAAAAUUUUGAACAUUGUGAAAGAAAAUCUUUUCAGACAUGUAAAGAUUCUCAAUCGGCAAAAAGAAAAGCUUGAAGGAAGUGACUUCAAUUACAAAAAAACGACCACUGAUUGCCUUGCCUUUUUGUCCAAUGGUUAUCCUCUGGAAGUGAACAUUGUUUAUACGUAUGAGGCUACUGACGAUUCUAAAAACGUGUAUGAAAGUGUCAUUCUUUCUUUUGAUGACACAACGGUUUUUGAAAUUUCUUUUGACCGUAAUAACUUGGAACGAGAUGAGGUCUAUGAAGACUAUGACGGUAUGAAAUCGUUUGAAAAGAUUCUCAAAUUGAAAACAGAGAGGCCCAUGAAAGACAAUGAGUAUGUGUGUAUGGUUGUGAAUUGGUUGCAGUAUUUUGUCAAGGUACCCAUUCCAGGUGGCUAUUGGGAUUCUGACGAUAUCACGUUCGUUGAAAUUUCAUUUCACGAGGACCAUGACGAGAAAUCUGAUUAA
Naegleria lovaniensis is the source of this 1287-nucleotide messenger RNA. RefSeq lists its product as uncharacterized. The record is from RefSeq and is a predicted model, not a curated record. The transcript has 2 exons. NCBI's taxonomy places the organism in Eukaryota, Heterolobosea, Eutetramitea, Acrasida, Naegleriidae. Gene Ontology annotation, molecular function: protein binding. The coding region runs from base 1 to 1287 and encodes 428 amino acids.